Messenger RNA from Centrocercus urophasianus (Greater sage-grouse), 2284 nucleotides. RefSeq names its product interleukin 20 receptor subunit alpha (gene IL20RA). The record is from RefSeq and is a predicted model, not a curated record. The coding region runs from base 174 to 1829 and encodes 551 amino acids. The transcript is spliced from 7 exons. Gene Ontology annotation, molecular function: interleukin-20 binding. Lineage: Eukaryota; Metazoa; Chordata; Aves; Galliformes; Phasianidae.
GAAAAGAAAAGCCGAUCUCAAAGUUCAACAGUGCAGAGAUGUUUAUGCACUGACACAGGUGAUCUAAGGUGUAUUUUGGAUCUGAGAAAAGGCUGAUCUGUUAGGCAUACACAGCCAGAGAGUUGUAUUGUUCUUUGCCCAACCCUAGGAAUGUUCAUUUUGAAUCUACAAACAUGAAGAAUGUCCUUCACUGGUUAGCACCAGAAGGUACAGGAGAUGGAGUACUCUACAAUGUGAAAUAUUCAGUAUAUGGUGUUGGCAAGUGGAUUAGGAAGCCAGAAUGCAGGAAUAUCAGUACGACAUGGUGUGACCUCUCCAGUGAGACUGCUGACCAUGAAGAGCAAUACUAUGCGAGUGUGAAAGCCUUCCUAAAAGGGAAGUGCUCUAACUGGAUAGAGACAACACGAUUUAACCCUCUUACAGACAUUUUUAUUUUUCCAGCUAAAAUUGGCCCACCUAUGGUAAAUGUGUCUUCUACCGAGAAAUCUAUUUCAAUCACACUGACUGUUCCUGAGAAGUGGAGAAGUCCUGAUGGAGAAUCUAUAUCUCUGCUUCAAGUAUAUCCUGGCCUGCAAUACAACGUGUCUGUCCUCAAGAAAAAGACAAAGAAACGAUGGUUCUUCUCCAUCAGCAACAGCACCUUGGUUGUGCCCUGGUUAGAACCUGGAACAGCUUACUGUGUCAGUGCGCAGAUCCAUGUCACUACACCUCUUCUACACAGUGGGUUUUCCAAAGAACACUGCAUUUCUACUUUGAAAGAUAAAACAACAGAUGAGACUAUAACAGUUGUAUUUGGAUACAUUCUGCCUAUCGUGCUAGCUGUCCUUUUCACUUCAGUGGCAUGCUGCUGUGUGCACAGGUACAUUCAUGUCAGCAAACAGAAGCAUCCAACAAGCCUGGUAUGGCACUAUACUGAUAAAUGCAAGGAAAAGGUUUUUAUACCUUGUGAAAAAAUAGUGGUCAACCUUAUCACAGUUAAUGUGGAUGAGCACAGACCGUCUCAGGAAUCCAUUCAUCCAUCAGAAAUGAAAAGCCCCCGUUAUUAUACUGUUUACAGUGGCACUGAAGGGAGAGAUUUGUCUCCAAAAGAAGUGCUGGAAAUAAAAUACUUGCUGGAUAUUUCUCAUGAAGAGAUUUCACAAGAAGAGGACAUUUUAGCUGAGGGGGACAAAACUGGAACAAAGAAUGACCAGCCUGGAACAAAGAAUACUUUGAGACAAAAAAAUGGAGGGACUGUAGAGUAUGAACUCAGCGUAAGGGCUGAAGACUUCGGUCCUGGCCAAAACCUAGAAGAACUCAGUCUGAAAGAGAAGACUUCUGCACCCGGGGAACUAGGUGAGCCACAGACUGCUUUGGGAAACUUAGUUAAUUUUAAUACAGGAACGGCAUAUUGCCCCCAACUGGAGGUGAGGGCAGCAGACCCUUCUUUGGGACAGGAAUUAGAGGAACUUAAACUGAAGAUGGCUGAUGCAGUGGAUGAAUUGCUAGGUAAGACCUGCAUCAACUUGGUGGACUCAGAUGAUGAAAAAUCUGGGCAGACAUCUUAUCAUUGGCUGGGAAAAAUAGCACAUGGUGUCACAGAGAAUGAGAGUGAACAGACCAUACUGGUAGACUGGGACCCACACACUGGCAGAUUGUAUAUUCCUACUUGGUUCAGUGUUGAAAAUGAGGUGUGUAAAGGAGUAUUUAAGUGUGAUGUUCCUAACAAAGAGGGAAUUUUGUCCAGACUGUAUGAGAAACAGGUAUCUGAAGAACCGUCUGAGGACCAAGGAAUGUAUCUGCUGCAAUUUCAGGAACAAUGGGGACUGCAUGUAGAAAUGGAAGACUGAACAAAGAUUUUCUAGAAUACUGUAAACCACAAAACCCUGUUUACUUUGCCAGAGAGAAUGGUGGACUCAGCAGAGGAAACAUAUCUUAACGUAUUGAAAGUUUUUAGAACCGUCACUGUUGAACAACUUAUUCAUGAUAUUUAUAACAACUUGCAGGCAUGAUGUUGGUGAUUUCAACUCCCAUUAUAUACCUCUCUGGUAAAAUAUAAUGGUUGUGAGAUUACCUUCUUUUUAAAAAAUAAAAAUCUCUGUAAAAAGGGUGCAUAUUGUAAUUGCUACUAAAGCAAAAUAUUUUGGUUUGAAAGCUGUUAUUUUUAGCAAUAAAAAGCAACAGUAUGAUAUUUUGCUGGGAUGUGCCACGUAUCUUGACACAACAUAGCCUUUUUUAUGUCUCAUUCCUGCUAGUUUUAAUGGGUGCAGUUGAUUUUUUGUGGAAGUAAAGGGCACCUCCAAUA